Molecule: messenger RNA, 480 nt
Organism: Macadamia integrifolia
Lineage: Eukaryota; Viridiplantae; Streptophyta; Magnoliopsida; Proteales; Proteaceae
Product: pathogenesis-related protein STH-2-like
Exons: 2
Coding region: 1-480 (159 amino acids)
Biological process (GO): defense response; abscisic acid-activated signaling pathway
Cellular component (GO): nucleus; cytoplasm
Molecular function (GO): abscisic acid binding; signaling receptor activity; protein phosphatase inhibitor activity
Source: RefSeq, a predicted model, not a curated record
AUGGGUGUCACUACCUUUACUGAAGAUAUCAGUAUCCCCAUAGCUCCGGCUAGGAUCUUCAAGGCAGGGGUCCUUGAUGCACGCAACUUACUUCCUAAACUCCUUCCGGACAAGAUCAAGAGCAUUGACGUUCAAGGAAAUGGUGGGCCCGGAACCAUUGAACAGAUCAACUUAGCUGAAGGCAGCCCUUGCAAAUGUGUAAAGCACCAGAUCGAUGAAAUUGACAAGGAAAAUUUCACAUGUAAGCAUACUGUGAUCGAAGGUAUUGUAAUCGGAGACAACAUCAAAAAGAUUGUUGAAACAGCUAAAUUUGAGGCCUCCCCAGAUGGAGGAUCCAUUUGUAAGACGACAUCUGAGUACCACACCGUUGAUGACUACAAGGUCACAGAAAAAGAGCACAAGACAGCUAGGGAUAUGGCAAGACGGGUCUAUAAGGUUGUGGAAGCUUACCUCUUGGAGAACUCAAAUGUCUAUGCUUAG